AUCUCCCUCACGACAACCCUCCACAUCGUACCUUCAAGAUGGAUCGGCAAUCAGUGUACAGUCUCAGCUUGUUCGGUGAAGACAGAAGCGCCAACGGUGGUGAAAGCAAUCGCCAGCUCCAGAAAGACCUGGUCGACUUCAUCCUUGAGUUUCACCUCGAGAAUGUCUUCAUCUACCGUGAUCAAAUCCGUGAGAAUGUCCUCUCUAAGCAGUACUACUGUGACAUCGAUAUCGCCCAUCUCAUCGCAUUCAAUGAGAAUCUGGCGCAUCGGCUGAACAAUGAGCCCGAUGAAAUCAUUCCAAUUUUCGAAGCGGCCCUCAAGACUUGCACUCAGAAGAUCUUGUAUCCUUCCCGAAGCGCAGAAGACCUCAACUUCGCCAAAGCCCUCCCCGAACACCAACUCCUCAUCCACUCCUCCGUCUCUCACACCUCAAUCCGUGGCCUGACCGCAACAAACGUAUCACACCUCGUCCGCAUUCCGGGCAUUGUCAUCGGCGCCAGCACGCUCAGCUCAAAAGCAACAAGACUGCAUAUUCAAUGCAGGAAUUGCCAACAUACCGAAGAUCUGGCGGUCAACUCUGGUUUUACUGGCAUCACACUACCUCGCACAUGUAGCGCGCAGCGUGCCCCAGGAGAUGGCGACAAAUGCCCUCUGGACCCCUAUUUUGUGGUCCACGAGAAAUCACAGUUCAUUGAUCAGCAAGUACUGAAACUCCAAGAAGCACCUGACGAUGUCCCUGUUGGUGAACUCCCUCGACACAUUCUCGUCAGCGCGGAUCGCUACCUGGCGAAUCGAGUGGUGCCGGGCACACGUUGUGUCAUCAUGGGCGUGUUCAGCAUCUACAGCAGUCAGAAGAACAGCAAGAACAGCGGCGCAGUUGCCAUUCGAAACCCGUACUUGCGCGCCGUUGGCCUUCAAACGGACAUCACACAUAAUCAGGCUGGUGGCGUGGCCAUGCAGUUCAGCGAAGAGGAGGAGCAAGAAUUCCUCGAGAUGUCCCGCCGCCCCGACCUCUACUCACUGUUUGCCUCCUGCAUCGCCCCCUCAAUCUACGGCAACAACGACAUCAAAAAGGCAAUCACCUGUCUGCUCAUGGGCGGCAGCAAGAAGAUUCUACCCGACGGAAUGCGCCUAAGAGGAGACAUCAACGUCCUGCUCCUCGGAGACCCUGGUACUGCCAAAUCACAGCUGUUGAAAUUCGUGGAGAAAUGUUCACCCAUUGCAAUCUACACUUCAGGCAAGGGCUCAUCAGCAGCCGGUCUGACAGCAUCGGUCCAGCGAGACACCAGCACACGAGAAUUCUACCUCGAAGGCGGAGCCAUGGUUCUCGCAGACGGCGGCGUGGUGUGCAUCGACGAAUUCGACAAGAUGCGAGACGAAGAUCGCGUGGCGAUCCACGAAGCCAUGGAACAACAGACCAUCUCCAUCGCCAAAGCCGGCAUCACUACCAUUCUGAACGCACGUACGUCCGUCCUCGCCGCAGCAAACCCGAUCUUCGGCCGCUACGACGACCUCAAGUCACCUGGUGAAAACAUCGACUUCCAAACCACUAUCCUCUCCCGUUUCGACCUCAUCUUCAUUGUCCGCGACAACCACGAUCGCAACCGCGACGAGACGAUCGCCAAACACGUCAUGGGCAUCCACAUGGGCGGGCAAGGCGUGCAAGAGCAAGUAGAAGCCGAGAUUCCAGUGGAGAAGAUGAAGCGCUACAUCUCGUACGCGAAAUCACGAUGCGCGCCACGCCUCAGCGCCGAAGCAGCGGAGAAGCUGAGUUCGCAUUUCGUUUCCAUUCGUCGCCAGGUGGCGCGUGCCGAGCAGGACGCGAAUAUGCGGUCUUCCAUUCCCAUCACCGUUCGUCAGCUCGAGUCCCUGGUGCGCAUCAGCGAGUCUUUGGCGAAGAUUGAACUCGCGCCUGUGGCGACGGAGAAGCAUGUUGAUGAGGCUAUUCGGCUGUUCUUGGGCAGUACGAUGGAUGCUGUGAUGAGUGCCGGCGGCGACACGGGCGCCCUCGGACUGGGUGGAAAUAGGGAGCUCGUGGAGGAAGUGCACAAGGUUGAGGAUGAGCUUAGACGAAGAUUACCUGUUGGCUACACCUCGUCACUGGCCACGCUUCGCAGAGAAUUCGUCGAGCGAAAGGGGUACAGCGAGCAGAGUCUCAACCGCGCUUUGCAAGUCUUGGUGCGAAGAGAGAGCGUUCAGUUCCGAAGAGGCGGAGCCCUGGUGCAUCGCAGCGGUUUCUAGUCCACGCUUGUUGGAUCAUAUGUCACGAUAUCGAUUGAUUGUAACGCGAGGAUUCAUGGGAAUGCACGCAAGGGAAUACUUGGUUGGUCGUAUGGCGCUAAGAAGGACGUUACAAAGCGAAGAGU
Molecule: messenger RNA, 2368 nt
Organism: Neohortaea acidophila
Lineage: Eukaryota; Fungi; Ascomycota; Dothideomycetes; Mycosphaerellales; Teratosphaeriaceae
Product: MCM2/3/5 family-domain-containing protein
Exons: 4
Coding region: 39-2243 (734 amino acids)
Biological process (GO): DNA replication initiation; double-strand break repair via break-induced replication; DNA replication
Cellular component (GO): nucleus; MCM complex
Molecular function (GO): ATP binding; 3'-5' DNA helicase activity; single-stranded DNA helicase activity
Source: RefSeq, a predicted model, not a curated record